AUGGCAGCAACAUCUAACACUCUCAUCGUCCGCACGCGUUCGGGCGAGCCUCAAUUGGUCCAGGAACGGCUUCCUUUGCCUAUUCCCGGCAAAGGACAAGUCCAGGUCAAGUCCAAAGCUUCGAUAAAAAUGCCUUUGGCAAUGUGGGCCGUUCUGGGAUGCGAUUUUGUCGGUGAGGUGACCAAGCUUGGCGAAGGAGUCACUCGCCUCGCAAAGGGCGAUAUUAUAGCAAGACUCAUUUGGGGAGGUGAGAUUCCUAGCCUCGGUGGCUAUAGCGAGUACACCAUUGCCGACCAGAACAUCUCUUUCAAAGUGCCCAAAGGUAUCAUUCGGGAGCAGGCCAGUACUGUUCCAUUGGCAGCCGCUACGGCAUGGCUUGCGUUAUUUUCCAAGGACUGUUUGAACCUCGACCGCUCCAAGGCAGCGGGCACUAGUGUGCUCGUGUGGGGAGGCAGCUCAAGUGUUGGUCUUUACACUAUUCAGCUGGCUUCUCUCUGCGGCUUCGACGUGGUCACGACCUGCAGUCCUCACAACGCCGACCUCGUUCGCUCUUGUGGCGCCAAGCAUGUCUUCGACUACAACGACGCAAAGGUAAUCGAAAAGAUUCAAGAGGCUGCACCGGGCCUCAAACAUAUUUUCGAUACAAUCGGCAACACUUCAUCUUCAUCCAUUUCCUCUCGGGCCUUGGGCGAUCGCCAGGGACAUCUUUGCACUGUUCGACCUGGCAAGGCAAACACAGAGCAAGUCACCUCCAACACAAAUGUUACAGAUGUACUUGUGUGGACUGCUUUCCUCAAGGAUCAUCGAUAUGCUCAUUUCUACUGGCCGGCCCACAAGGAAGAUCACAGACUUUCUAGUGAGCUAUUUGAAAAAUUGCCCCUGUGGCUGGAGCAGGGUAAAAUCCAGCCGAAUAAGUCUAAGGUACUUCACGGGUUAGAUUUAGUGCCUGAGGGUUUCCAGGAAUACCGCGAUGGCGUCAUUUCUGCCUACAAGAUUGUGUAUGAGCUGUGA
Messenger RNA from Penicillium atrosanguineum, 1011 nucleotides. RefSeq names its product zinc-binding alcohol dehydrogenase family protein. Gene Ontology annotation, molecular function: oxidoreductase activity, acting on NAD(P)H. NCBI's taxonomy places the organism in Eukaryota, Fungi, Ascomycota, Eurotiomycetes, Eurotiales, Aspergillaceae. The record is from RefSeq and is a predicted model, not a curated record. The transcript has 5 exons. Bases 1 to 1011 code for a protein of 336 amino acids.